Molecule: messenger RNA, 2158 nt
Organism: Beta vulgaris subsp. vulgaris (sugar beet)
Lineage: Eukaryota; Viridiplantae; Streptophyta; Magnoliopsida; Caryophyllales; Amaranthaceae
Product: pentatricopeptide repeat-containing protein At5g15980, mitochondrial
Exons: 1
Coding region: 59-2002 (647 amino acids)
Biological process (GO): RNA splicing
Molecular function (GO): protein binding
Source: RefSeq, a predicted model, not a curated record
CCCUACACUUUCUCUCUCUUCAAAAUUUUAUUCCAAAAUUUCAGUUCAAAUCAAAGCAAUGAGAAAUCAAUGGCGUCUUCUUCUUCUCCGUAAUCAAAUUCACCAUUUUCACUCAUCACCCAACAUCUCAAGAUCUCUCUCUCUCCUCCAGGUAAGCUCCAAACACACUUCUUCUUUUUCUCUCUCCUCUUUUCUUCCUCAUCUUACUUCCUCAAAUUCAUCAUUUAACUCUCAUUAUCAACACCCUUUUACUCGUCAUUUUUCUUCCAUUCAUGAAAAAUCCCCCGAAUGUUUAAUCUUAACUCAAAUUUUCAGUAAACCCAUUAAUAUUGAUGAGAUUAAGGAUGAAUUGGGUGCUAAUAAUGUUGUUUUUAGCCGUGAUUUAGUUGUGGAUGUGCUUAGAGAUCUGAACUCUGACCCUAAAACUGCAAUUAGGAUUUUUGAUUGGGUUUCGGAGAGAGAGAGUGAGAAUUUGAGCUCCAAAGCUUAUAAUUUUAUGCUAGGGAUUCUGGGUAGUAAUGGGUUUGUUAAGGAAUUUUGGGAUAUGGUUGAUUUGAUGAGGAAAAAAGGUUAUGGGGUUAGAAAAGGUGCAUUUGAUAAGGUAUUGGAGAGAUUUGAGAAGGAUGGUUUGCAAGAUGAUGUGGAGAAGUUGAAGGGAUUGUACUCAAAGGAUUUGAAUUCGUCGGUCGAAAUGGCGUGUUCUAGGAUUAGUAGGAUUGUUGGGAGGGGAGCUUGGGAUGAGAAUGUUGAGAAGGAACUGAAUGAAUUAGGGGUUAAUUAUACUAGUGAAUUGGUAAAAAUGGUGUUGGAGAAGCUUAGUGAAGAGCCGACGAAAGGGUUGAUCUUUUUCAGGUGGGUGGAGGAGAGUGGUUUGUUUAAACAUGAUCAUCGAACUUAUAAUGCAAUGGCCUCCGUUUUGGGCCGAGAGGAUUGUCUUGAUAGGUUUUGGAGUGUCAUUGAGGGUAUGAGAAAUGCAGGGCAUGAUAUGGAGAUUGGGACUUAUGUUAAGGUCUUGGAAAGGUUUAUUAAGAAAAGACUAGUGAAGGAUUCGGUUAGCCUAUAUGAGUUUGCUAUCAAUGGGGUGAGCAAGCCUUCUCGACAAGAUUGCACGCUUCUCCUGAAGAAAAUCGCGUCUGCCAAGCACUUUGACAUGAAAUUGUUUUGUAGAGUUGUGAAGGCUUUUACAGAAAAUGGUUUUGCAUUGGAAGAUUCAAUGUUGGAUGCUGUUCUCAAAUCUUUGACUAGUGUUGGUAGGAUGAAGAUGUAUAAUAAGGUCUUAGAUGCUAUGGUUGAAGGUGGGUAUAAACCUAGUGAGGCUAUGCAAGGUAGGGUUGCAUUUGAUCUUAGUAGUUCUAGAAUGAAAGAUGAAGCGAACGAGUUUAUGGAGAAACUAGACAACUACGGAAUGACCCUUGAUUUCAAAACAUGGACAUCUUUGAUUGAAGGGCAUUGUGUAGGUGGUGAUCUUGAGAAAGCAAGAGUCUCUUUUGAAAAGAUGAUUGAAAAAGAGGGAGCUUCUUCUGCAGGAUACGCUCUUGAUUUUUUGGUAAAUGCAUACUGCAACAGAGGCCGAGCUUCUGAAGCUUGCAAGACUCUCUCUGAUCUUGUGAGCAAAGGUUUAGAGCCGCAGCAUACUACAUAUAAGACACUAAUAAGCAACCUUCUGGUUCAGAAGGGCUUCCAAGAAGCUUGUAGUCUACUUGGUUUGAUGAAGAAUCACGGGUUUCCUCCUUUUUUGGAUCCAUUCAUAGCUUACCUUGUGAAGAGAGGAACUCCAGAGGAGGCCAUGCUGUUUUUUAAGGCUAUGACAGUGAACAGGUUUCCGUCUACCAAUGUUUUCAUUAGAGUAUUCGAAGCAUUUUUUGAGGCCGGAAGACAUAAAAAAGCUCAAAAUCUGCUGGCCAUAUGUCCACAAUAUAUUCGAAACCAUGCCGAUGUUCUGAAUCUCUUUUGUUCAAAGAAGCUUGAGAAACCUGCCAAACCAGUUGCAGUGACUGCAUAAUCUUGGUGAAACUGUAUUUUGGUUAUAUGUUGUGAAUUUUUCUAUAUUACUAGCAAAUUUUUCCAAAUUUUGCAGUGUAGUUCGUGUUCACUUCUUGUUGAUUAUCGGACCUGAGACAAUGGUACACAUUUGCAAUAAAAUACUCCAUUUCCUAGA